AUGAGGCUGCGCACGAACGCAUCAACCAUCUUGUCCCCGAGACUGUCAACGAGUCACCUCCUCCACCAACACCACCACCUUCCCCUCAACCCCAACAGUUAUCGCCGACAUCUCGGAAAUCGUCACCAUCGCGUCUUCACCUCUUUCUUUUCCUCUACUUACAUUUCGAGCAUGCCUGUAGGUAGCCCCAAACGAAGGCGCUCCGCGGAUGGUUCUGCGCCUCCUGCUAAACGGAAGGUCCAAUCUACUACUACUCAAGCGACUGUGGUAAACUUCUUCAAGCCUGCCUCCAAGAAGGAGCCCGAACAUACUAUUUGGAAGGUUGUCGAUGACACACUGCUCGUUGGGACAUAUUUUAAUCGGGCCUCGCCGAAUAAGACCAAACCGGCUGCGUCUGAUGUAAAAAGACGGGUUGCUGGGUUCGAUCUGGAUUCUACACUGAUCACGACAGAAUCGGGGAAUGUGUUUGCUAAGACCGCCACAGACUGGAAAUGGUGGAGUCCAUGCGUUCCAGAUACUUUGAGGAAACUUCAUGAUGAUGGAUACAUUAUCGUUAUAUUUACAAACCAGGGUUUCCUCAAGCAGCCAAAAAAAGAUAGCAGUAAUCUCACAAAGUUUAAACUCAAACUUGCCGCCGUGCUAGACUCACUCGACAUUCCGGUCACGGUCUAUGCUGCGACUGCAAAUGAUAGAUAUCGCAAGCCUAGGGUGGGCAUGUGGGAAGAGAUGGUCGACGAUUACGAUUUGGACGCACACGGCGUAGACCUAGAUGCGUCGUACCUGGUCGGAGAUGCUGCGGGGAGAGAUGGUGAUCACUCUGACAGUGACAGACACUGGGCUGCCAAUGUCGGCAUAGGGUUUCGCACACCCGAGGAGUUCUUCUUGGGCAAGAUGCCAAAGUCUAUGGCUCACCGGUUCGACCCUUUGAAGUAUAUCAAGAGCGAACCUCAAGCCUUGGUAUUCACCAAGUCUAGUAAGCAAGAGAUAGUCCUCUUUGUCGGGCCCCCCGGCGCGGGAAAGUCCACGUUCUACAGACGGAACCUCGAGCCCUUGGGCUUUGAACGAGUUAACCAGGAUACCCUAAAGACGAAGGAUAGGUGCCUUAAGGUUUCUGAUUCUCUGCUAGAAGGUGGCAAGAGUGUUACAGUCGAUAAUACAAAUCCCGACGUUACUACGCGAGCAGCAUGGAUAUCGCUGGCGAAAAAACACAAAGUUCCGAUACGAUGUGUUCACUUUAUUGCGCCAACGGACCUUUGCCAACACAAUGACGCUGUGCGCGCCCUUGGAGGAGAAUUGGUCAACCCCGAGAAACGCAAAAUCCUUCCAAAGAUAGCAUUCACGAACUUUGCCUCAAGGUUCAUAAAGCCCCGCAUUGAUGAGGGAUUUCAAGACAUGACGGAAAUUGAGUUCCAGUGGGAGGGUGGGGAUCCCGAAUUGCAGAUCUGGAGAAAGUACUGGAUUUGA
Tuber melanosporum (Perigord truffle) is the source of this 1464-nucleotide messenger RNA. RefSeq lists its product as uncharacterized. The transcript has 9 exons. Gene Ontology annotation, biological process: DNA repair. The record is from RefSeq and is a predicted model, not a curated record. The coding region runs from base 1 to 1464 and encodes 487 amino acids. NCBI's taxonomy places the organism in Eukaryota, Fungi, Ascomycota, Pezizomycetes, Pezizales, Tuberaceae. Gene Ontology annotation, molecular function: polynucleotide 3'-phosphatase activity; double-stranded DNA binding; ATP-dependent polydeoxyribonucleotide 5'-hydroxyl-kinase activity.